GACAUUGGUAUCAUGAAAUAUUAAAUUAUACUGACACAUUAAAGCCUCUCCUAUAUUCUGGUAACCCUAAAGACAGAGAUAGGCUCCGACCAAAGAUUCCUAACUACGACGUAGUCAUCAUGUCUUAUGAUAUUGUGCGUAACGAUAUUGAUGACUUGGCCAGUAUACAUUGGAAUUAUUGCAUCUUGGAUGAAGGCCACGUGAUAAAAAAUGGAAAAACAAAGAUUACUAAAGCAGUAAAGUCAGUAAAGGCUAAUCACCGACUAAUAUUAUCCGGAACACCAAUACAGAACAAUGUGCUGGAAUUAUGGUCGCUUUUUGAUUUCUUAAUGCCUGGAUUUUUGGGCACAGAAAAACAAUUUAACGAAAGAUUCGGAAAACCAAUAUUGGCCAGUAGAGACAGUAAAAGCUCAUCUAAAGAACAAGAGGCCGGCGCGCUUGCACUUGAGGCUUUACAUAAACAAGUGUUACCGUUUUUACUGCGUCGAUUGAAAGAAGAUGUAUUGAGUGAUUUGCCUCCUAAAAUUAUUCAAGACUAUUACUGUGAACUUAGUGAUUUACAGAAACAGUUAUAUGAACAAUUCGCUAAAUCGCAGGCUAAAAGUAAAGUUGAAAUUGAGCUUGAGACGGAGAUUGCAGAAGAUGAAGGAGAAAAAAAGAAGACACACACACACAUUUUUCAAGCGCUACAAUAUUUACGUAAACUAUGUAAUCACCCUUUACUUGUUGUCAAUAAUAAGCAUCCUCAAUACCGUACGGUUAUGGACCGACUCAAAUCUACAAAGACUUCAUUGCACGAUUUGGAAAACGCUCCAAAGUUGCUUGCAUUAAAACAAUUAUUACAUGAUUGUGGUAUUGGAACGUCCCAAGAUUCUGAAGAUUCACUUGGAGCUGGUGCCGUAAGCCAGCAUCGUGCGCUUAUAUUUUGCCAACUUAAGACUAUGCUUGAUAUCAUAGAAAAAGACUUGCUUGAAACUUACAUGCCUUCAGUAACUUACUUACGUCUAGAUGGAUCUGUGGAUGCUAACAAACGACACGGCAUUGUACAACAAUUCAAUAAAGAUCCAUCAAUUGACGUCUUGCUACUUACAACACAUAUCGUUAUUUUUGUGGAACACGAUUGGAAUCCGAUGAAAGAUUUGCAGGCAAUGGAUCGUGCUCAUCGUAUCGGACAAAAAAAGACUGUCAAUGUCUAUCGAUUAAUUACCAAAGGCACGCUAGAAGAGAAGAUUAUGGGAUUGCAAAAAUUCAAGCUUAACAUUGCAAACUCUAUUGUUAAUCAACAAAAUUCCGGGUUGCAAAGUAUGGACACUGAUCAAAUUCUUGAUUUGUUUAACGUAACUUCAGAUAGUAGUAAAGGCGCCCAACGUAAAAGUGCAAUGAUCACAGGCGAUGGUUCUGGUUUUGGAAAGGGAAAGAAAAUUUCGCCAAAAAACUUGGUUGAUGGAUUGGAAAAUUUAUGGGAGGCUUUAAUGU
This is a messenger RNA of Cetraspora pellucida, 1476 nucleotides long. Lineage: Eukaryota; Fungi; Glomeromycota; Glomeromycetes; Diversisporales; Gigasporaceae. The record is from the annotation of a GenBank genome assembly.